UUUCCGAGGUGAAAAGAAAAGAAAAAGAGUCGAAUGUGUAGGAGUUUGAGGUCAGAUUCGUUGAAAAGACACGGAGAAAUAAAGGUAAAAAAAUUUCUCCAAGGGACCCCCUGCCCGAUACCCUACCCACCUCACCCUCGCUUCCGGGAGAGAAAGAAGUCGAUCGCGAGCGUGUUCGAGGGGUCAAAUUACUUGAAAACACACGAAAAAUCAACUGAGAAAAAGGGUUAGGAUUGAGGGUGGGAGAAAAGGGCUUCUGUUAUCUUCAGAAAUGUAAACAAAGCCACUUACGGUACUUAUACCGAAGGAUCGCCAAAAAAUGUUCUCACCGACCAACCCCCGUGUGCUUUUUUUAUAAAUUUACCAACUUUUUACUAUUUUUUUUUUGUUGUGGUGAGGUUGUAACUUUUAUUGGAAUAUAACACGUAUGUGUAUAUAAUACAUAUAUAAUACAAAUCUACAUUAAAAAUACGAAUCCAAAAUCGGGAGGAAAAUGGGAAAAGAGGAAUAAAAAUAGAAAAAGAAGCAAAAGGAAUAAAAUAUCAAUUCAACUUUUUGUCCGGAUCUUGUCUUUUCCGCUCCGCAUCUUCCAAAACCAUUUCCGGUGAACAACAUGAAAGUUGUUGAUCGAAUUCUUCGAAGAAAAUACGAAGAUGAGAGGAGAAGAUCCUGGUUCAAACUGGUAUAAAGUUGUCUUUUUAUCACAUCAGAGGCAUCAUUAAUAAUUAUCAUCUUUUAAAGACAACGGAAGAUGUUACGCAGAAUAAUUGUAACCAUGUUUAUAUAAAACUGAUGAAUUAUGAUAAAAUGUUUCCGCUGAGUGAAACUAUUAGCAAUAUUUGUGUAUGUCAGUGUCUAGAAUAAAUGAGAGAUAAUUUUUGUCUUGUAGAUAAACUUAGAUUUAUAAACGGCUUUGCAGCAUAGAUCACAGUUGAUGGACACAAAACAGAAGGUGUGUUUGUUAGAAAUAUAAAAAGGAAAAUAAAAAACAUACUUCAGUGAAAGAAGAAAAAUUGUUUAAAUGACUUAUUCUUUAUUCUAAAGAAAUGGCAAAGAAGUUGGCAAAGUCUUCAUAUGAGUGUGACACUUGUAAAAAGUCAUUCACUACAAAAGGUUACCUUACUAUCCACAUACGUAUUCAUACAGGAGAGAAACCAUAUCACUGUGAUAUCUGUGGUAGAUCAUUCUCUCGAAAUAGUGAGUUAACUAUUCAUAAACGUCUUCAUACAGGAGAGAAACCAUAUCAGUGUGAUAUCUGUGGUCAAUCAUUCGUUCGUAAAGAUAUUUUAACUAAUCACAUCCGUAUUCACACAGGAGAGAAACCAUAUCAAUGUGAUAUGUGUAGUAAAUCAUUCCCCAACAGUACCAACCUGACCGAUCACAAACGCAUUCAUACCGGAGAAAAACCAUUUCAGUGUGACUUCUGUGGUAAAUCGUUUAAUCAAAGUAAUCAGCUAAUUAAACACAAACGUAUCCACACAGGGGAAAAGCCCUAUCACUGUAAUAUCUGUGAGAAAUCAUUCUCUCGAAAUGACGAACUAACUGUACACAAACACAUUCAUACAGGAGAGAAACCUUAUCGGUGUGAUAUCUGUGGCAAAACAUUCCAUGAAAAUAGUGCCUUGACAGGACACAAACGAAUUCAUACUGGAGAAAAGCCAUUUCCUUGUGAUAUCUGUGGUAAAGCAUUUGUUCAAAGUAGUAUCUUAAAGGGACACAAACGCAUUCAUACAGGGGAAAAACCGUACCAUUGUGAUAUCUGUGGUAAAUCGUUUCCUCGAAAUAAUUCUUUGACUGAUCAUAAACGUAUUCACACAGGAGAAAAACCAUUUCAUUGUGAUAUUUGUGGUAAAUCAUUUAUUCGGAGUUAUGAUUUAAAGGGACACAAACGUAUUCAUACUGGAGAAAAAACCUACCAUUGCGACAUCUGUGGUAAAUCAUUCUCUCAACGUACUGCGGUAACUGUACACAAACGUAUUCAUGCUAAAGAGAAAUCAUAUCAUUUGUGAUAAUUGAGGUAGAUUGUUUUUCUUACAGUAAUCUUUUAACUAAUGUAUUCAUAUGGGAGAAGUCAUGGCUAUGUUAUUUUGCAAGUGUCAUUGUGGUAUUAAACUUUACAUAAUACAAAGU
Molecule: messenger RNA, 2130 nt
Organism: Octopus sinensis (East Asian common octopus)
Lineage: Eukaryota; Metazoa; Mollusca; Cephalopoda; Octopoda; Octopodidae
Product: zinc finger protein 271-like
Exons: 2
Coding region: 1047-2009 (320 amino acids)
Source: RefSeq, a predicted model, not a curated record